Messenger RNA from Lytechinus pictus (painted urchin), 7944 nucleotides. RefSeq names its product tubby-related protein 3-like. NCBI's taxonomy places the organism in Eukaryota, Metazoa, Echinodermata, Echinoidea, Temnopleuroida, Toxopneustidae. The record is from RefSeq and is a predicted model, not a curated record. Gene Ontology annotation, cellular component: cilium. The transcript has 10 exons. The coding region runs from base 1 to 1383 and encodes 460 amino acids. Gene Ontology annotation, biological process: protein localization to cilium.
AUGCCGAAUGUUCCUUAUUGCAGGAUAGAUGGACCGGCAGCUACGUACACGCUAAAUAACUCUGGAUCUUUCACAACGGUCCAGGUCCUAACCGUGGAAGAAUCUUCUACCGACCCGGAACCAAUGCCAAAAUCCAAAGGAGCAACAGAAACGGAACGCAAACUGAAAGCCAUGGGCAUCUCCGGCACAGUGCCUUUUGAGGAUCCAGACGACGGUAUACCCACCUCGACCCUACCAGAAGGAAUCGUAGCCCCAGCCAACAUCGGCCCCGCCCCUCCCCCUUACACCUCCCUCCAGACGUCGGGGUACGAAGCCCCUGUACAGACCCUCACCACAACAGGGUACACAGCCGGUGGGGGUGGAAACUUUACCACGCCGACACAACCAGUGCAAGAAAAGAAGCAGAGACCAGACAGCGGGAACAAUAACCUUGCCGGAGCAGUAGGGGGCGUCCUUGAUGGACCAGAGCUUGAUCGGUUUGUCCUGGCACCGGCUCCCCAGGGACAGUCGGUCAGGUGUCGGAUCACACGUGAUAAGAAGGGCGUAGAUCGAAGCGUUUAUCCCACGUACUACUUACACAUGGAGAGAGAGGAUGGAAGAAAGCAAUUUCUGCUAGCGGCUAGAAGGCGAAAGAAGAGUAAGACGUCAAACUAUCUCAUGACGACAGACCCCACAGACCUUUCUAGAGAUGGUGAAAACUUUGUUGGUAAACUAAGGGCGAAUUUCAUGGGCACACAAUUCACAAUCUUCGACGGAGGCCUUGCCCCAGGUAAACCUGGCGCAUUACCAGAUGGUGGUAACAUUCGCAAUGAACUAGCUGUAGUUUACUAUGAUACCAAUGUACUAGGAUUCAAGGGACCACGUAAGAUGACAGUUAUCAUUCCAGGAAUGAGCCUUGAUCAUAUGAGAGUAGAACAUAAACCAAGGAAUGUAAGUAUCUCAUUUAUAAAUCAUAUCUUAGAUAAAGGUACUGAUAGGGUGGGUUGGAGGGUUUUAUGUAAGGGACCACGUAAGAUGACAGUUAUCAUUCCAGGAAUGAGCCUUGAUCAUAUGAGAGUAGAACAUAAACCAAGGAAUGAACGUGAAAGUAUGUUAGAACGAUUCAAGAGGAAAGACAUGGAAAAUCUUCUCGAGCUGCACAACAAAACCCCUGUUUGGAAUGAUGAUACGCAAUCCUAUGUCCUGAAUUUCCAUGGCAGAGUCACGCAAGCCUCCGUCAAAAACUUUCAGAUUGUCCAUGACAAUGAUCUGGACUACAUUAUCAUGCAGUUUGGUCGUGUCGGUGAGGAGGUAUUCACCAUGGAUUACAGCUAUCCUCUCUGUGCAGUCCAGGCUUUUGGUAUCACGCUAAGUAGCUUUGAUCACAAGCUGGCUUGUGAAUGAUCAUACCUCCCCCCUUCUCCCCCGCCUCUCCCCCUUUCUCAUUUUUUCCUACCCUAUAUUCAAGAAUGCGAGUAUCAACCUUCUCUACCACAACGGUCUCGAGAAAGCUGCUGCUUAAACUGACGUGUGAAUUAUCAGAAUUGUCAAAUCGGCUCUACGUUCAGACAUUGAUACAAUGCAAUCACCCUCUGUAUAUUUCUGAUCCCCAAUUUUCUCCAUUUCUAUUUCACUCCAAGAUUACAGCCUUUCAUAUAUGGCCUACUUUCAUAUGAAUUAGAAGACAGAGACGAAUCUGUGCCACACAUUGGGGGUUGGACGUACUUCAUGUACAUUGUGGAAUUGCCCAAAUGUUAAUGUGAAUAUUGCUGUCUGUACGUUACGAUGGCAUCAGCACAUAUGAUGGUUUGUGGGUUUAAAGUAAUUCUGCACUUUAUAGCUUUUGGGUGCCCUAACAAUACUUCUUUUUUUAUAUGGAUGUCUUUUGCAACCCCUUUGUGCCAAUUCAACACAUUCAAGUAGUCACAAAGGCUUUAUUCAUGAAAGACAAUUAGUGAUGCAAAAUUUCAAAGUGUUCAGUAAAUUUGGCAGUCAAUCUGUGCCUGACUCCCUUAGAAUUUAGGUGUAUUUUACAUUGAUUAAGAAAGGUUAAAUUGUCUUAUUACAUGACACAACACAUAGAAAAGUCUUGGAUACUGAUAAACAAUAAAUAAGUGUUAUUCAAUCAAAAGCCGGUAUAAAGGGUGUUACUGGGAGCUUGAAUGUGAUUGGUCAGGCAGAGAUCACAUGAUUAUAAACACUUGGUUGUUAUCACAAGUUAGACAUCAGUGGACAUAAAUUUAUGAAGAUUCAUUAUUUGAAUACAUCCUUCAAAAUAUAUAGAACCAUCUUUUCACUUAAACAAUCCAUUCAUUUCAUGUGCCAUUUUACUUCAAAAGAUAAACAGGUGUAUAGAUAGAAUUUUAUUCCAGACUUGUCUUUAAUUAGUCUUGAGUGACCAAAUGAAUGCUUUAUGGUCUGUUUUUCUUCAAAGCUGUCUAAAUCAUUGUCACCUUAUUCACUUGUUUCAGUACUACAAAUGGAAGAGACAAUUAUUAUUUUUGUCCAAUGGUUACGUUUCUUGUGUCAGAUUGUACAGUAUCUGUAAAAAGAAAAGAAGAAAAGAAAAUAUUAUGCCAGAUAUAUAGUGUUGAUGUACUAUAAGAGAAAUGAACUACUUAACUUGGAAAACGGAUAUAGAUUUAAAGUGUGUGUGUGCGUGUUGAUGUUGUUUGUAUUGUAUCAAGAAAUUUCUAUUUUGAACCUUGUAAAAAAGUGAUUGCAUUACUGAUUUUUAUGGCAACACUGAAUGAGUGAAAAUAAGAGUUAUGUGACUUAUUUUUAGCACAUCUAUCUAGAUUGUUGAUAUGAUCUCUAUUUAGUAGACAAAGAUUUUUUUUCAUCAUUAUUAUUUUGAAAACCAUGUGUCUCCUUUUAAUUCCUUUAAAAGUUCCAUGCACACCUGGGUUUUUUUCUUUGAGUUCUUAAAUCUUGUUGUGUUCAAUGUUCUGAUAGUGGUUUGAACUGAUUAUUGGUGGCCCCCGAAUUACCCAUAGUAUUAAUAACUAGACACUUAGGCCCAUAUUCUGAAGUUAAACUUAAGCUAGAUUUUGAAGUUUAGCCAACGCUAUGGUCUGAUAUCUGUGCUCAAGUUAUUGAAGCUGGAAACAUAAAAAUUUGGUUUACAUGGUAUGUUUCUGAUCUUAUUGUACUCUUUUGUCGUGCUUUAAUAGUGAAGAAAAUGAUUUAUUACUCCCACACAGCUAUGAAUGAUUUGAGUGUCGGGUGAGCUGAGAGAUUUAGCCUGUAUCGUUAGAGAUUUGUAUACCUCCCUCAAAAAGUGUCUUUGUAUUAUUACACAUACUUAAGGCAGACAGAAAUGAAAUCUAAUCCCCCCCCCCCAAUCGCAUAGACCUAGUGUUGUCCAUAUAAAUAGCAUAUCCAAUGAAUAAAUCAUCUAAACUUACCACUGAAAGCAUUCCUUUGAAAAUGAGAAAAAUAUGGUGUUUGAUAUGAACCGAUUGGUUGUUGGGAGGCUUGUUGGAUUUAGCUUUAAACAACAGUUUGUUGAAUAUAAUAGACAGAUAUCCAUGACCAGUUCUGUAAGCACUAUUAAAUAACGUUCUCAUACUUGUGUCUAUUCUAACCGUCCAUUCUUAAUCUUAGCCAUGGCUGUGAUUAGCACGGCACCAAAAUUCACAAAUACCUUGAAAAUGUUGUGCUCUUGAGAAAUUUUAAGUUGACAAAUGUAAUUAUUGUAGCUACCCUUUUUGAAGAUGUUGAUUUAUAUAUGUAUUAUGUAUCUUGUGUGUUAUACCCUUGAUUAUUUAUGAUUUAUAUAUAUCAGCUGAGUGUACUAAUUGUAUGUUAACCAAGUAGGAUCGGUUUCACAACAGUCACAUUCAUGUAUAUCCAAUAGAACUGUGUGUUGAUUGUAUAACAGUUUCAGUUGGAUGUUAAAGAAUUUAGACUGAGAAGGGUUUUGUGAAACGGGUCCUGGGUCCCCUAAUGCAAAUUUGAGAGAUCGAUCAUACACAUGGUUUUCACAGUUGGUUAUACAUAGCUGUCAGUUCAACCAAUCACGAAACAUUGCUCAGUGAUCAUUGCUAAGCUUUGCCUUUAAAAUAUAUCUUAAAGAAACUUUAGAUAUUUGAAGAACAUGUAUGUUUGUUAAACAUUUUUUCUUCUGACACAUGUACUGUAUGGAUUCAAAGAUUUCAGAUGGUAAACAUCAUUAGCUCAAAGGCUUUAAUCCAGGUGGGUGUUUCAUAAAUCUGUUCAUAAAUUACGAGCGACUUAAGGAAUGACUGGUGAUCCUUUCUUGUGGUAAGUGAUACACACCAGAUUUCCAUUGCUGUUGAUUUAGUUUGUAAGAAAGGGUCACUAGUCGUUUGUAAAGACAAUCGUAACUUACGGACAGCUUUAUGAAAUCCCCACCUUGCCCCAUAUUUAUCGGAUUCUGUUUAACCAUUUAUUCAUACAUACAUAAUUCAUAUUUUACCCAAAUUUAAUGUACAGUACCUGUAAGAAUACCUUGAAUGAAUACCAAUGCAGGAAUAUUCAAAAUGUUUGAUUCAAUUUAAUAAAAAGUUCUAACCAGACAGUAUUCACUUUACAUCAGCCAAACCAGAUUACAAUUAAAUAGAAGCAUUGUUUUUAACAUGAACGUGAUAUCAUUAGUGAUUCCUGUCUAUCGAUAAUGUAAUCUUUUUCUAUCAGUUAGGUGUUCUAACUGAUUUUCUUUAUUUCAUUUAUUAUUUAUAUCAUUGACUGUAAUCACUGAUUUGUUAUAUGUCUGCUUUCUUUUCGAAUCUAAUACCUUGAUUUUGUAAAAAGAUAUGAAAUCUUUAUGAAAACAAAAUGUCUGCACCUUGAUUUGAUGAACUUUGUGUUGUCAAUGCUCAAAAUGUUCACAGGAGUACUUGUAUGUAUUGAUGAUUUGAAAUGUUGUGUAUGAAUUAGAAAUGUGAAUUUUUACCUAGUGAUUCCACUGUUUGUGGUAAAAGUGGGGAAUUUGUGGGAAUGUUUUAAGUCACUGUUCAUGGCAAGAAAUUAAAAUUUGAAUAUGUGGCUAACACCGUCUGACAAAAAGUGUUAAGAGGAAGGCAGACGGUGUUGUUAACCAGUGUAGUGAGUGGUUUCAAGUUUGGUGUUUAUUUUAUGGUGUUGGUGUUAAGUCAGUUUUAUAUCAGCACAGCACCAAACUUGAAAUUAAUCAGGGUCGCUUCUUCCAAAGAGUUAUCGAUCCGAUCAACCUCAACUGUAUGAAAAUCAAUCAAUGUCAUAAUUUUUCCUACAGGAAUUUUCCACAAUGUCAUUUGUAUACAAAGAGAAGCACACUGAAUUGACAAUGAUUUGGUGGUUGUUGGGAUUUUUUUACCUGAUUGCUAAGACAUCAUGUCUGAAUGCUUUUUAGCAAGCAACCAGAGGACUGAUAGCUUAAUGUCCUCUCCGAGGGACCUGGUAAUGAGGAUUAUGCCUUGCCAAAAAGCACUGGCGCACCAAGUGGGAAUCGGACCUGGGUCACCGGAAUCCAAAUCUUCAGCUCUACCGACUGCUAUCGCGCCUCUUGAAUACAUGAUGAAUGUACAAAUAUUCAUCAUAAUUAUAAAACAUUUUGAAAUAACAUGCAUUUUAGAUGUUGACAUUGCUGGCUUUCCAUAGUUGGAUCAAUUGCAACUCUUUGUUAGACGGGGCCCCAAGUCUUGGGACAAGUUUUACGUAGUGUUGAUCUAUCAAUGACAUCCGGAUCAAGUUUGUAAACUCAGAUUAGGUUUUGGCGCUUGGGAAGGCAAUGUAGAUUUUGCUACCAACUCCAAUCUCAAAUUCAGUCACUGUGCGACAGCAUCGUUAUAUAUGUACAUGUAAUUAACAUGCAAUUAUGUAUAUGUACAUUUCACUUCAAGUACGUAGACCUCAAUUCAUGUCUGUGUAUAAUGUAAUGGAGUAUUUUAGGUUUGAUUUGAAGCGCUAGAAAAUUUUGGGGCUAAAUCAUUGCCAAGGCUUUUUAAGUGGAGUAUAUUAUGUGUGGUAUUUUUAAAGAUCAUACCUAUCCAAUAUUACUGUUUGCAAUGAUUCCUUACUUGUAUUUGAAAACCAUGACUGUAUGAUGUUGGAAUUAUAAAUUUGAUAUACACAUGUAGAUACUCAUUUUUUUUUAUUUGGAGAUACCAUACAUAUGAUGUUAAUGACAGUGCCUCAGUCGAUGUGUAAUAAAGAGUAUGGAAAGCUAAAAGUUGGAUCUGAAACUGCAUGUAAACAUGUAAAGCUCUGCAACCCAUUCUGAAUUAUGGGGUGCUAAAUAUUGUAUUCCUCUGUGCAUUAUUUGUAACUUAUGUCAUCUUGAUGAAAUCAAUCGGAUCAUUUAAUUGAAAUGGAAUUUUAUGCUUAAUCAGUUUUCUUACAAUAAUUUACUAUGAAAAUUGGUUUUGCAAGGGAACUGUAUUCAUGAUAUUCAGCUAUUGUUAUUUUCAUGAUUUGCACUAAGAAUUGUUUUCAUUUAAAGGAAAAUAUAUUUAUAUAGUCUAAGUUGUAAAUACUUGCGAGUUAAAUUCUGUGCUUAAUAUGUUAUAAGUAUAAAAUGGGGGAUUAUACACAUCUGAUAUUUUUGUGCACUUUUCUCAGAUAUCUAAACUUUUUUCCUUAUGAAAUAAGAAAAGUAAAACCCUAUACGAGUUAUGUGGUAUUAUGCGUAAUUUAGUUUACUCUUUAAAAAAUAAAUUUGGGUAAAGAAAAUUGAUAUUUUUUCGAGUUUCUAUCCAACAGCUACAUAUUUACAGAUAGGAAAUGGACUCCUAUGAACCAAUAUGUAUUCCAAAUAUUCAAGCUAUGUGUUUUAAUUUAAACCUGUUUAUAUUGCUUGUUCUUAUUGAAAAGUUAGCCUUUGAGAACAUUUCAUUAUUCAAUGUGCACAGGUUAUCUCGGCUGUUGAGAAUUGGAUGUCUGUAUUAGACACUAAUAUUAGAAUGCAUGUGUUGUUGUGUAUCACAACCUUUUUUAUACACAUGUAUAUAUAUCCAGGGUGGAGUAGACAAAGCUUAUCAGUUGAUCAUAUGCUUGAUUUUUACAAUUGAUUAUACAUCGUAGUCAAUGCAAUAAAUCAUAGGCAAUUGUUUUACUAUCAGUGCUAAGCUUUGUGUUAAUGGUCCAAGAAUAUACGGCAAUGUCGGAAUACUAGAAGGCUCUUGCAAAUUGCACCCAUCAUGAUCCAAUUACUCCAUAAAUGAAAGCUGCCACUGCAAAAUGUUGAUUACUCCCAGCAAUAUUCUUCAUGAAAAUUACUGCCAGACAAGCACCCCACAAGAACCUCGGUGAUAAUCAUGAUUUCACCAAGAUAAUUACACAUGGAUGCCACUUUUCAGACUAAAUCAUGAAUUCACACUUUUAAAACGUAUUUUCAGCGAUAGAAAAACGUUUUUGUGUUUAAAAAAUGGCUGAUUCUAGAUGACUUUCAGAAAAUUGUCAAAGUUGCAUCCCUGAUCCCUGAUAAAACUGCAAGAAUUACUCAAAGGUAUUUGCUUUUCAGCAGUUGCCGACAAGAGUCGUAGCAUUUGAAGUCCUCUUUGACAGUUGCUCAAAGAUUGAUGAACUCCGCUGCACUAAUGGCACCUUCACAUGUUUUCAUAGAUGGUGCAAUUUCAAUCAAGUACUAGUUAUACUUGCUUAUAAUUAUAGUGCUUAAUACCUCUCUUAGCGCUUUACAAAAAUGCAGCAUAUUUACCCUGGCUUUACGUGCAUGCAUGUGUAAACUGCAAAACAUUUCACAUUACCAGCCAUUUCUAGGAGGAUAUGGUUUGGAUUAUUACUGCAACACAUUUUUUUCAGCAAAAAUGCUUUUAUUCAGACUAUGAAAAUGAGGUUGCAGUGGGCCUAAUAUUAGUACCAUAUGCAUUUUCCUUAUGUACUUUGCUAUUAUCUGUCUGCGUCACUCUAUGAACUAUUUUGCACUGUAUUGUAUUGAUUUUGUGUGUAAACCAUUCAUUCGGAUCCACUAUAAAUGUAAACUUAUGAUUGAAUAUAUAAAAA